Molecule: messenger RNA, 1350 nt
Organism: Botrytis deweyae
Lineage: Eukaryota; Fungi; Ascomycota; Leotiomycetes; Helotiales; Sclerotiniaceae
Exons: 5
Coding region: 1-1350 (449 amino acids)
Biological process (GO): vacuolar transport; vacuole fusion, non-autophagic; microautophagy
Cellular component (GO): fungal-type vacuole membrane; vacuolar transporter chaperone complex
Source: RefSeq, a predicted model, not a curated record
AUGAAGUACGGUCAACAAUUCCAGUCGGAUUCUGUGCCACAAUGGGCGCCAUACAACCUUGAUUAUGAUGAAUUGAAGAAUUCGAUAAAGCACAAUACCACAAGAGAUUCUGGAAAAUCGAUCACUAUUCCGGGUCAUGUCGAUACUUCUUUGGUCGCAUUCGAGAAUGAAUUCUUUACAGAGUUAUCAAACCAACACGAUCGGGUCGAACUGUUUGUUAAGAGCAAGAGUGAGGAGAUUGGUCGCAGACUUCAAUAUCUAUCGACUAUUGUCCUGCGAUUACUUGCAAGAUGUGCAGAAAGCUCCACUGGGCAGAUGACGAGGAAGCGGAUGAACAAGUUUUCCAAGUAUAACAUGCAGAUUGAGAGUUGCGGGGAUGAUCUUGCGAAAUUGGAUCGAUUUGUUGAAGCCCAGCGUGUCGCAUUCUACAAGUUAUUGAAGAAAUAUACGAAAUGGACCGGAUCUCGAACACUCAAGGAACGAUUCGAAGUUGAGGUAUUGGGCAAUCCAAAAAGCUUCACGAGACAAGAUUUCAGUUCCUUACAUUCUCAAUAUAACGAUCUCAUCACGCUUAUCCGUGCUUCUACGCCAAUGACGAGCGGGCCGUCUACUCCUAGUAUGGGUUCGAGGAGAGACAGUCUCGGCCGUGCCCCAUCACAAACACUACAGCGAUCGCCGCCUCGACAAACAUAUUGGAACGAAUACGACAACGGGAGUGAUGUCGAUCAGGACGAGCCAUACUAUAUAUAUACGGAUCCUAAUGCGGAAAUGACGUUCCCUGGCGCAGAAGUUGUAGCAAGUGCGAUUCGACGAACAAAACAAGGAAUGGGAAAAGUUAGGGGUUGGUUUAUACGUCCCGGUUCAACAAAAAAUCGGGAACGUGAGCCACUAUUGGGAAAUCGAGAUAGAGGAUACUUUCAACAAAGUCCAAGCGGAACAGCCAAUGGUUCGAUAACCGAUGUCGAAGACGAAGCGUAUGCCUCCUCGGCGGAUUUUCCGAAUGGAUAUGUUGCUCAUUAUGCAACAUUUCCCAGCGUGGCGGAUCAGCGAUUGAGUCGAUUCCAAGAACAAACUUUGUUAUUCACAAUGAUUGCUUGCUUUUUCUUUUCAAUACUAUCUGAAGCUGCAUCCACACUUCUUCUUGCAACAGGUCGACAUAAAUUAAGGACGGAAGUUGACUUGGGUGCACUCACGGGUGCCUUGUUAGGAUUUGCUCUGGCUGCCGGUGGAUUAAUUUGCAUGGCAUGUCGCAAUGAAAGGCUUGGUUGGGUGCACCGAGGAGUUGUGCUUAUUAUAACUGCUCUUUUGUUGAUUGGGAGUAUUGUGCUCUUGAUUAUGACCCGCCGGUAG